UGUAAAGUUAUCUCAGUGUUGUUACUUAGUCAAAUUAAUAUCUCGUUUGUUAGAGAAUCCUAAAAAUACUAUCCAGAAGGACGACCUGUUUUAGUGCUGAACUGAUUUUAGUAGUGAAAUCAGCUGGGGUUCGAAAUAACAGUUCAAAGUCCAGAAUACCCAAGAGAAACAUGUCUGGUCUGCGAGUCCUUGUAGGAUGUAAACGUGUUAUAGACUAUGCUGUGAAGGUAAAGCUGGACAUUUAUUAUAGAACAGUUAAAAUUAUAAUUAAUAAUUACCAAGUGCCAAGUAAAAGAUAUAAAUAUAAUCAUUAUAUUUAUAUUAUUAAUUAAUCAUAUAUUUUUUGUUAAAAAGCUUAGGCUUAAGACAAGUGGAGUUACAUCAAUUCAAUCAAUGUCAUAGUUCAUAGUCAUAACUUAUGAAUAUGAAAUUUUUGUUGUUGAAUUUUUUAAAAUCACUUAUAAUCUAUAAUCUAUAUAUAUAUAAAUAUAAUAUAUUUAGAGGCAGGGGCUGAACUGAUCCGUCAUAGUAAUGAAUAAAAUGAAUUAAUUUUUUUCCAUUACUACUGAACACUAAUACUAAUACUGAUACUACUAAACUUUGACUUUGUCUGUUAUGCAUGGUAUUGAUUUUUAUAUGAGUGAAAUGAGUGGCAUGCAUGAUGAAUAUUAUCGGUAUGUAGGUACAAAACUCACUCCCAUAUACCUUAUACCUAUCGCGCAUAUUGAAAAAUAACAAAACAACUUGUGAGGCCAUUUAAACAUUUAAUUUUUGUCUUGGUGAUCAUCUCGUCUCGUUUUUUUGCAUUUUACAUCACAGUUUUCUAAUUAUAAAAUUAUUUUAUCAUCAGUAACAUAGUAUGCAUAUUUUUCCAAACACUGUGAUAUCAUUUUUGCAGCAUUGUGUAUUUUGUGACAAAUAUCCUAUUUAAUAUUUUUAUUUACCGGUAUGUCUUUAAUAGGUUAUUAUUUUUUAAUGCAAACUUGCAGAACAUAGCACUUUACAGAGCUAGGGCUUUAUUUAUUCACAAACAGGACUAAUUUUAUUUCGUUAAUAACAAUUUCUGAAAAAAGUUGGAAAUCUCAGUAUUUAUGAAAAUGUGAGUUUUCACCAAUUACACCCCCCCUCUUCCCCCCUUCCCAAUCGGGUUGUCGGAAAUGGCUCUCCACAUGUGACAUAAAAAGAUGACCAUUAUUAUUUAUCUUUAAACUCUGUGGAACACUUAUCAGUUUUAAUGGGAAACAGUUUAACUAUAAUAUUUUAAUAAUAUCAUGAAUUAAUACAACCCAGUAAGUUUGUAAGUUAAAGAGUUUUUACUAAUUUUAGUUUGUGUAGUCAGUUGAAUUUCAGGGUAGUUUUGUCCCUUGUUUUACAUAAAAAAAUUAUACAAUAAUAAUAUGUAACAUAAUGUAUUGUAUCAAUUUAAGUUAAAAACUUUUAUGCGUGUAGGCCUAUACCUAAACAUUUAUCCGAUCUUCUUUAUUGAAACAAUCAUAGUUUAAUAAUUUUUUAAUAAUAUGAAUUGCUAUUCUUUCAUUAGUGACAUUAAUCCUAUAAUUAUUUUUACUAUAUUAAUAUUAAAGUGUAUAUUUUAAUAGGCCUAUGCAUGAUAAUAACAGUACCAGUAUUACUAAUAAACUAAUAAUACUAUUCUAUGCAACUGCAUUUACACUUAAAGACCUAAUUUAAGUUAGUAUUUUUUUUUUAAAAAUUAAUAAGGCAUUUAAUUAUAAAUCACAGACAAUCUACAUAGACAAAUAAUUAAUGUUUCUAAUAAAAUAAAAGUAAAAGAAAUUAGUUUUACUAAACAAAAAAACUUGAAUAAUAUUUACAAAGUAAUAAUAAUAAGUUCAGAGAUUUUGUAGAUUCAGGAUAUGAUUAGAUGUUAUUUCUAGGUUUCAUUCAGACACAAGAGAAAAUUAAAUUUUCUAUUAAAGAACUCUGUGGAAUUCCUUCCAUUGACAAAGACAAAGUUUAUGAAGGAGAGAUUGUGUAUUCACCAUAAGACCUAGAAUAAAAAAUGACAGGUAGAAUAUCCCUAUUACCUUUUUAAAAUUUAAAGACAUACCCGGUAUGCUGGUAUUUGUCAUAUGGGUGAUAUUAGUAGUUUUUAUUUAUAAUCUCAUGCAUUCAAUUUUAUCUUUUAAAAAGACUUCUACUUAAUGUUUAUAAAUUUAAGAAUAGAUAAUUUAACUGAAGCACAUAAGUCAUGACAUAAUUAUUUAAAAUAUUUGUUAUUUUAUAAAUAAUAAUUUUUCCUAUUAUUCUGUUCAUUUUUUUUUAACAUACCCUGAAAUAUAAUUAUAAAAAAUAAAGAGUUUUGGUGCUAUUUUAAAGUUUUGUUGUUAAUUGUGUUGCAUAUUGCAUUGAGAAUUGAAACGGACAAAAUAAGUGUAUGUAUGGCUCUUAACUACAUUCUUAACUCUGGAAUGUUUAGUCAGUAACUAGGCCUAGUAGUAGUCAGAACAAGAGUGGCCAGGAAGAGUACUGUUUACCACUUGGGUACAAUGUUGAGCCGUGAGACAGAGCAUUUACUUACAGCUGUUACAGUACAGUGAAAUUUUCAUUUCGUCAAAAGUUCAUUCUGAAAUUUGAUUUGCAUUUUUUUCUCAAUUGAUUUUAAUUUCCUCCAUCAUCAAGAUUCGAGUUAAACCAGACAAAACUGGAGUUGUCACAGAUGGGGUGAAGCACAGCAUGAACCCUUUUGAUGAGAUAGCCGUGGAGGAGGCAGUGAGGAUGAAGGAGAAAAAGAUUGUCUCUGAAGUUGUUGCAGUUUCUUGUGGUCCUGCUCAGUGCCAGGUAUACAUUUACAUUUGCAUCACAACUAGUACAUUUGAUGAACUGUUGUUCUUUUAUAUUAAAUUAAAUUUGAAUGAAUAAGUUGAGUAGUGUUAGUGAAAUUUUUUCUUGAAUGGGUAAAAGUUCAGGAAGAUAUAUUAUUAUUAUUACUUCAGUGGUCUUAUAUAGCGCAGUUAUUCUUUCUUUUAUGGUUUGUCUUCACUAUGAAGCAUAAACUUUUGAGAUGUAGGUGCUGCACCCAUGUUUUCAUUGCAUUAAUAAAGCAACCAAAUCAUGUAUCUUGAGAUUACCAAGUUGGAUUAAGUCAUGUUUUUACUGGGGAAACUACUCGCCUGUUGAUGAUUUGAUAGGCUCAUUUGAAUAAUGCAGAGAUGAAAUUAACAUUUUUAAUUGUUAAAACUGAUACCCAAGUAAUUACAUGGCCAUCUGGUCCAUUACACAGCUAAUCCAAAAAUGUGCAUGGAUGUGAAGGCCAGUGUGUGCCUGAUUCAAGUAACACAUAAUAAAAUAUAAAAUUUUUCAAUAAAUAUAUGGUUUGAAAUUAUUGUAAGGGUUGUAUGCAAACUAUUCAUUUGAACAUGGAUUACUAAUAAUUUUAUUUGCCAAAAAAAAAACCCCAGGAAAUUUUGAGGACAGCCAUGGCUAUGGGAGCUGACCGAGCCAUCCAUGUUGAAGUUGAUGCCAAGAAUUAUGACACAAUGCUGCCCUUACACGUGGCAAAAAUACUUUCCAAGAUUGCUCAAGAAGAGAAGGCUGACAUUGUAUUCACAGGAAAGCAGGUAGCUGUACACAGAUUUAAAGGGUCUGGUUUAAUGAAAAUUAGGUUGGAAUAAUAAUGCUCACUAAUUUUGUUUUUGUCUCAAAUGAUCACCUGCAACUUGCAGUGUAUAUUUUUUUGAGUGAUGUAUAUACUUCAUAGCCAAACAUUAUGUCUGUAUAGACCUUAAUUACAUGGCCAAACAUAAAAACAUUAUUAUGUCUGUAUAGACCUUAAUUACAUGGCCAAACAUUAAUAUGUCUGUAUAGACUUUAACUUCAUAGCCAAAUAUUAUUAGGUUUGUAUAGACUUUAACUUCAUAGUCAAACAUUAUUAGGUCUGUAUAGACUUUAAUUUUAGAGCCAAACAUUAUUAUGUCUGAAUUUUUUGCUUGCCUUCAUUCUGGUCUCACAGACUCUAUAUCUUUGAUUCAGCCAAAGCUUUAAUCUACUGUAGGGAGGUCAGCAGCUUGCUUUCUUUGUCUGCGCUUCUCCUCAAGUGCCUCUUUGCCAGUGAGACUCAAGUGUCUGGGUGGCAGUAUUUGCUAAGGAUCUCCCAAUCAUCUCCAUCACAGGCCAGCAGUUCCCAUGCACUUUCUUCUUAUCCAAGCUGAUGAUCUUGUUCUGGAGUUGAGCUGGAAGCUCCUUUAUUUCAUUAUCCCUUGCACCAGUACACUAUGGAAGUCUGUUUGGGGCAUACAAUAGUCUCCCAGAAGAUAUGCCCAGUCCAACGUGGCUUGCAUUUAAAAAUCUGCUGUGACGUUUAGUUAGGUUUGAAGUUCUGUGUUUUUCCUCUUUGCAUUGAAGUUCACAGUAAUGCUAACGAUAAUCUGAUGCAAACUUGUUAUAUUUUGUGUCUUCAUCAAAGCUGAUGUGUUGACUUUAACUCUUUUCAUUCCUCUUAUAUAGAGAGCGUACAACUUCUUACGUAGGUUUUUUUCGCUCAUAAAAUUAUGUCUUUUUUUUUCUUUCAAAAGUAUUCUAUAGUUAUUUGAUAAUAAAAUUGGAUGCAAAAUGUAAAAAAAAAAAAUAAAAGUUAAAGAUUUUGAAUUAUUUUCUUGCUUUUUUUGCGAGUUCGAGGUUCACAUGAAUCUAUGAUUCAGAUUUUGAUGAUAAUCUUCCGUUGCAGCCGAUUUUACCUGUUAACACUAGAAGGUUAGUAAUCCAGUGCUUCGUCAUUCAAAUUUUUUUUUUUUAGAUUUCUUAUAAUUAUUUUUUUUAAUCGGUUUAAAUUGUAUUUUUAAAGCAUAUUGUAAUAUUUACUAGCCAAUUUUAAAUGAAUCUACGCAAAAAAAAAUUUUUUUUAACAUGUGAAUAUUUUAUUACAUUUAUUUUUCUAGAAGACGUUAUUCUUAGAAACUGUUGCUAAGGAAUGUAAACAAUGCAGUCGGCACUGGUUAUUAAUAUAUAUUUUAUCAUACAGGACAAGAAAUUUGACAUCAAUGUGUUUUUUUUUUAAAUUUUAAUGUACUGACAAUAAAUUUUGUAGUCAUAAUGGUUUUCAGACAGAAUUGAAAGUACACAAACUUGAAAUUAAAUUGAGGUACAUAUUUUUUUAUUCAUUGCAAUCCUAAAAGUAGCAUAUAAGUAUAUAAUAUCUGUUCUUUUAUAUUUACAGGGUAAACUCAUAUGAUGUUCAUGACGAUGGCCCACCAGUUCCUAUUCCCAAGUUUCUCCCAGCCAGAAAGCCAGGCUUACAUCUAAGGGAAGAAAUGUCAACAAGGGACACAGUGAGGCAAUUUCUAGACCCUCAAGACUUUUUCAAAUUGUUUUUUACUUUGGAUUUAGUGGAAACAUUUGUGAAGUACCCCAAAAACUAUGCCUCAACCAUGGGGCCUACUAAGCCUUCAAUCUACAGUGGUUGGUAUGAUGUGUCAGCAGAGGAAUUUUACAAAUUUCUAGGGCUCCUUUUAUGUACAUGUCAAUUGUACAGGUCCCCAGUGUUAAAAAAUACUGGUCUACGUCAACUUUGUACCAUGGACUUUGGGCCAGAGCCUUUUUGACCAGAAAAAGAUUUAUUCAAAUAAUGACAUUCCUCAAAGUUUCAAACAUUGAAACAGAGAAUAAGGAGGACAAACUAUUCAAAGUUAGAUUUCUUUCUGAUUUUAUACGAAGAAAAUGUCAGAAGCUUUACCAGCAUCGCCAACAGCUAUCGAUAGAUGAACGCAUGGUAAAAAACAAAGGGAGAUACACAUUCAGACAAUACAUAAGGGACAAGGCAACGAAAUGGGGUAUGAAAGUUUGGGUCAUAGCAGAGGCAAUAACAGGCUACACCUAUGAUUUUGAUGUGUAUUUAGGGAAGCAAACCCAAUCAUCAAAUAAUGGCUUGGCCUAUGAUGUAGUAAUGAACCUUAUCAAAUCUGUUAAAAACCAAGGCUACCAAGUGUUUUUUUUGAUAAUUUCUACAGUGGUUAUAAAUUACUCAAAGAAAGAUCUGUUAUUACUAGGAAUACUUGCUUGUGGUACCAUUUUGAAAAAUAGGAAAGGUUUUCCUAAUGAACUAAAAGACAUUAAAAGUUAUGAAAAAAAGUCAAAGAGAGGAGAUAUGAGGUGGAUUAGAGAGGAUGAAGUUUUAACUGUUCAAUGGAGAGACAAUAAGACAGUCUCUCUUGUUUCCAAUUAUAUGACAGCUAAUGGAUUUUCCUUUGUAAAGAGGAGAACCAAAGUUGAUGGUGUUUUCAGACAAUUAUUAGUGAGACAACCUAACAUUGUAAAAUCAUACAAUGCAUUCAUGUGUGGUGUAGAUAAAAGUGACCAGUUAAUAAAUAACACACUAAGGAAAACAAAAAAGUACUGGAAAACCUUUUUCUUCCAUUUUGUCGACAUUGCCAGGGUGAACAGUUACAUUUUUUUUCAGGAGUGGAGAAAAGAAAAUCCUGACAUUGAGGAACUAAAGCGGCCUAGCCGCUACCUACAAAUUGAUUUCACCGAGGAACUUAUUAGAACAUUGGGUGGAUUACAAAAAACUGAGGAAGUUCCAAGUGCCACAAAUGUUAGCAACUCAAAAUACCAGGCAGUGCAUCCAAUUGUCCCUGAGUGCACACAUUUAUACAGAAAUUGUAAGCUUUGUUAUAAAUUGGGGAUGCAAAAAAAGUCCACAAUCAAAUGCAGCACCUGUGAAACUUACCUUUGUUUUAAUAAGACAAGAAACUGUCUUGUAGAGUAUCAUAAAGUUUAAAUUGACCACAUGUAUAUUUUCUUUGGUAUAAAUAUUUAUAAACUUGUAAAAUAAAAUUAUUCUUAUUAACAAGUUGUGAAGGGGUGGUCUAUUGAUUUUUUAAAAAUUAUUUCCCCUUGUUAAUACAUUUUUCAAAAUCUUUCAUAUUGUCAUAACAUGCCAUUAAAAAUGUUUGAAUUCUUUGUAUUGCAUACAAAAAUGAUUUUCCUUUCUGAAUAAAUCAUUUUUUUGAAAAAAUUCUUGAUACAUUUUUUUUCCUUCUUUGUAUCUAAUAAAAAAAUAUAUUUUUGUUUAAAUUUCAAAAAAAAAAUUUUUUUUUUUUGUUUAUCACAACUUCAAAGUAAUUAACUCAAAUUUUAAGAAACAUUAAUUACUAAAAGCACCAUGCAUUUCCCUACAAUUUGAUAUAUAACAUCAUGAACUUUAGACUAAAACUCUUUAUGAUAUAGACUCUUUUUGUGGCAUCACUAGAAAUCUUCAGAAAAUAAUGAAAAAUUCAAGUAACGUAAAGAGUUAAAUGAAUAAAAUUCAAAUUGUUCCUGAAAUCCACUAUUUGGUACUGAAUUGGCUAAAAAAUAUAGUCUGUGCAUACUAACCUGAAAUUGAUCAUAUCUGUUUUUAUUUUCCAUGACUCAGUUUUUUUAAUAAUUAAAAACUAAAGACUUAUCCAUUUUUUUAAUACAAAACUUUUCUACCAGGCCAUAGAUGAUGAUGCCAAUCAGACUGCUCAGAUGGUUGCAGGAAUUUUGAACUGGCCCCAGGUAAGUUUAGAACUACUCUUAAAUAUUCCAGUUGUGCUGAGCAUUUGAAUGAUGCAGAGCGUAAUGCCUUAAAAUUUUUUUUAUCAGAAUAAAAAAAGAAAGGCAGCCAAAAGUAAUCAAACAAAAGCAACUCUUAACGUGGCAGUGUUAAAAUAAAUUAGGCUGCACCCAUGACUGCAAGCUACUCAAAUUUAUGCGUCAGAAAUUACAAAUUUUUUUCACUCUCAUUAAAAAAUGUUGAAACUGAUAAAAGAGGUUAUAUGUGUGAUUAAAAUAAUUUGUACUGUUCCACGAGAGAAAAUUUGUGCAUGAAGUCAAUAGCCCCGUUAGCCAGUUGUGAAUUCAUGCGAUUUUGAUAAACUUUCCAAAUCAAGGAUAGACAGUUCAUGUGGUGUUGAAAAACCAUGCUUUAUAUUGUCUCAUGUCCCAGGCCACAUUUGCCAGCAAGAUUGAGAAGGUUGACGGCAACCUGAAGGUGACAAGAGAGAUUGACGGGGGCCUGGAGACCAUCAGUGUUAAGCUGCCUGCUGUGAUCAGCUCUGACCUGCGGCUCAAUGAGCCACGCUACGCCACACUUCCAAACAUCAUGGUAGGUAGCAAAAAAAAAAAGCCAGGUGUAUCCCGAGAUGCCCACACAUCCAUACUUGAACGCUUGUUGUCAACAUGCCAAAAACUUGUGUUCAAAUUUUUGCUGUUUAUUAUUUACAUCUUCAAAGACUUCCUGAAAUUUAUGUUGCCAGUAGAGUCAUCUUCAAAGUUGUUAAAAUAUUAUUUACCUGUUAUGUUGGUUAACUGCCGUAUAUUACCACAUAACAGUGUGAGAAAUUUAGGGUAAAAUAUGCUACGUAAAGAUAGGGGUUUGCCCUGUACGCGCAUAUAAGAUUUUUUCAUUAUUGGUAAACAAUGUCUUGGGUUCUAAUGCAACCAAAUCUUCUUGGUCCACUUGCAUUCGGUGAACAAGGGUGCAUGGUAUCUGCACAUCACAAAAGUUAUGCAAGUAGCACCCCUUUGAUCAGCAAAGUUGUUUCAGUAUGACAACAGUUCAUUUUAAAUAUACAAAAAAAACCCCAAAAAACCAACAAGAUGGCGGUCAUGUUUGUGAGAAACAGAAAUUGUCACUAGCGUUCUAAAACUGAUCUUUAAAUAUGUUCCUAUUGUAACCAAACCUACCAGAAACAGAAAUAUCACAGUGAUAAAUUAACAAAUUUUGAUAUUUUCACUAGAAAUAAAUAUUUAUUUAGAUAAUUCCUAUAGUAGUAUCAUGGACCAAGAUUAACAGGUGACGUUUUACUUGGACAUGUCCGUUUAGGGCUUUUUUAAAAGCAAAAUGCAGUAUUCACAGUAAGAUAUGGUGUAUAAUAAAAUUAAAAUGUGCUUAAAGAAAUAUACUUUCUAUAGCAGAGAUUCUCAGUGAUUUUUUUUCUUUCUCCAUUGAAACCUUUACCAGUCAGAUGUAGGCCGUGGGUCCUCUCUUAAAGUAAAGUUUUAAAUAGGUAUAAUACAUUUGCAAAGGAUAUGCAACUUGCAGACCCCUGUGAAACCUUUUCUCAGACCCAACCAAAGAUUUUGUGAACCACUGGUUAAGAACCUCGUCUAUAGAUUAUUAGAUAAUGAAUAAAGAUAAUUUAUAACUUUUUAUUUUAUUUUUGACAGUGUAGUUUGUGUAAUCACAGUACAAUUACAGUAUAAUCACAGUAUAAAUACAGUGCAAUGCAGUAUAAUCACAGUAUAAGUACAGUGCAAUGCAGUAUAAUCACAGUAUAAGUACAGUGCAAUGCAGUAUAAUCACAGUAUAAGUACAGUGCAAUGCAGUAUAAUCACAGUAUAAGUACAGUGCAAUGCAGUAUAAUCACAGUAUAAGUACAGUGCAAUGCAGUAUAAUCACAGUAUAACUACAGUGCAAUGCAGUAUAAUCACAGUAUAAGUACAGUGCAAUGCAGUAUAAUUACUGUCUCCUUGUAUAAAAAUAGAAAUAAACACUGUAAGUAAAGUAAAUACUAACUGACUAAAAAUUGUAUAAUUCUUCAAAACAGUUUUCUUGUUCAAAUCAGUAAUAGUAAACUCAUUUACUCCUGUAAGUGUAAGGUAGUAAAAUAGGAACUGCACAUUUUUUAAAAAACUUUAACCUCUACAAGUGUUAUUUUAAGCUCCUGCACAGAAUAGCUGCUGCUGGGCAUUUUAUUCUGUGCCCUUAGUGUGCAAUGCCUUACACUGGGCAGGACACUCUUGGCUAGUUCUUGAAUGUGAGGUGAUCAUAAUGUCAACUGGGGUCAGGGUGUAGGUUGUCUGCAGCAUUCAAAAUUGAAAGAAGAAAAAUAGAGAAAACAUUUAGUGCACUUCACAUAACUAGAAAACCUGAUACUAAUGUAGACAAGGAACUGAGACAUGUUUCAAUAAAAAUUAUACUUUUCUUCUCUUUUUUUCUUCUCUUUUUUUCUUCUUUUUUGCGAUUUUUAUUUUUCUUCUCUUUUUUUCUUUUCUCUCUCUCUUUUUUUUCUCUUUUUUUUUGUGUACCUCUUUUCUAUUUUUUCUUCUCUUUUUUUUUGUGUACCUCUUUUCUAUUUUUUCUUCUCUUUUUUUUUCUAUUUUUUCCUUUUUUUCUCUUUUUAAAAAAAAUUGAAAUCUGUGUCUUUGGACCUAUAUGGUGCCCUGCCUUUUUAUGUUAUCUGUAUUGAUACACUAGAAAUAUUUAAAGAUAAAUCUUCAAUGAAGCAUACUUCUAAUGAAUUAUAUCAUGUAUAGUUAGUUAUGAAUAAAUAAGUUAAGUAUAUACGUUGAGUUGUAUAAUUUUAAAUGUGACAUUAAACUUUUUGAUCAGUCAUCAUGUGUUAAUCUCAGUGGUCAUGGUAUUCUUUGGCUAACCUUAUAUUUUCCAACACCCCACCUCCACAGAAAGCCAAAAAGAAACCCCUGGUGAAAAAGACACCUAAAGAUUAUGGCGUCGAGCUGACCUCCACACAGCAGGUUCUGAAGGUGGACGAGCCGCUGACCAGGCAGGCUGGCUCCAAACUGGGCAGUGUCGAGGAGCUGGUCCAGAAGCUCAGGGAUGCCGGCCUCGUACCAUCCUGAGAUUUUAGUCCUAGAAUAAAAUAAUGGCAAUGUCCUUGUUGAGACUGUAUGAUAUAGAGUGUGCCAGCAAAGCAGUUUUGAUGAGCAAGCUGUUUUAUUAGGAUCAUACUUUGGAAUUAGAUUUCUUUUUUAAAAAAAAAUUUGUGAAUCUGUUAAUUUCAGGAUUUUUGGAUAGCAAGGAAGAUAUAUUAUUAUUUUUUAUUUUUUAUUUUUAUUUUUUUUUUGACUGUAGGUUUUAUAAAAGGAUCAGUGGAGUGUUAGCAUAGCUGAGACAAAUACUUUAUAGCCUUUCAUGUUUAAACCUGGGUAUGGUAAUAAACCAUUGGGUCACAUGAGAAGAUGAUUUGAAUAGUUUCAUGAAAUACCCUGUCUGCAUCAGAGGAGUUACAUGCAUUUGUAAACCGUGCCAUUAGCUGGGUCAAUUUUGCAUCAAUUUUUCUUUUUCUUUUUUUUUUCGUUUAAAUUUUUUUUUGCAAUAUUUAUGCAAAGUUUAAGUUGUUUUGCUGUGUGAUGCAUGGUGUUUAACCAUGUCUUACCUGUUGGAAUAAUAAAAGAAAUAUUUACAUAUGUAUAAUCUUGAAAGCUGUGUAUGCUGUCAUCAGGCACCAAAGUGGUGAUUAGCAAAUAUUUAUCAAAUUUACAGAUGAACUGUUGCAAUCAGAUGUUGAACACACACACACACACACAAAGAAAUGAAUAAAUUGUUUGCCUUUUUCAUUUCAU
Messenger RNA from Lymnaea stagnalis (great pond snail), 11286 nucleotides. The record is from the annotation of a GenBank genome assembly. Lineage: Eukaryota; Metazoa; Mollusca; Gastropoda; Lymnaeidae.